Armigeres subalbatus is the source of this 2525-nucleotide messenger RNA. RefSeq lists its product as uncharacterized. Bases 430 to 2484 code for a protein of 684 amino acids. Gene Ontology annotation, molecular function: structural constituent of chitin-based larval cuticle. The record is from RefSeq and is a predicted model, not a curated record. Gene Ontology annotation, cellular component: chitin-based extracellular matrix. The transcript is spliced from 6 exons. Lineage: Eukaryota; Metazoa; Arthropoda; Insecta; Diptera; Culicidae.
UUUCCGAUUCUUCCACGCGCUCCAGCCAAGCGUGAACGACAUCGGGAAAUGUCCUCCCGUGUCCUCUCCGUUGAGCAAACAAAGUGAAUCUCCCAUCAUAAAAUAAAUUUUUAAUGCAUAUUUUCAGCAACAAUUAUCGAUUGACCGUCAUCGAUGGGCUUUUACUCUGCGGAUCACCAAAGUGGAAGAUUCGAUGACGAGGGUGACACUAGCUGACGACAGUAGAGUGCAUCUACUGGACGUACAUCUCACGCACAGCGCAACGACAGCAGCAAUGCUAUUUAAUGAGAAUAUUGCGACAAGCUCAGUUUAGUUCGAUUGAAAUUACUACAGAAUUCAGAAGUACUAAGGAGCAAACGUCCUCGACAGGGCCGUGUGGGUAACUAGCAGAAAACAGCGGCAGACGGAGUUUCUAACAUCACCAGCAAGAUGAAAAUCUCAUUGGCAACACCUUUGGUCACCCUCUUCAGCUUACACAUUAUAGUUAUAGCCAUAGUUCGGGCGGAGCAUGAUGGAAAAUACAGCAAAAAUCGAUAUGGAACUGGAAAUCACGGCAAAUAUGUCCACACAAAUGGAGGUGAUUAUGUAGAAGAUGUAGAUCGCUAUCGCUACGUUCAUUACGACGAUGGCGAUCGAGGUCGCUACAUCCAUGUGCACUUUCCGUACGACGGCGGAUACGGCAACUACGCGGGUGGUCACGAGCCCUUCCGUAAUCCGCCGUACGACGCUUCUGGAUUGUAUGCGUACGUUCAGAAACCGAAAAACGAAUCCUGUUUACGGUUACUAGAACAGUAUUAUAACACUUGCAGCGAUUCCAGCUUGGAUAAUCCAUUCAAGUCCAAUGAAUAUGAUAUCAAGCAGCCCUCGAUUUAUCUGGAGUACGGUACUCCCGAGCCGGAAUUCGUCGAUGCAUCAUCACCUCAGGGAAAACUAUCGUCGGCUUCUUCUGCUAGAGAACAUGAUCCACGAAUAUCCAGCUUCCCGGCCACGGCUUACCUUCCUGUUCCAAAACCACCACGGAAUGAAUAUCUUCCCCCAGUACGACCAAAAUUGAACAGCUCCAGCAAGUUGAUUUCCACAAAAGUAGUCGAUAUCAAUUCGAAACCGAUUCGAGCCGUCAGUGGCCAGGAAUCCAAAAUUGAAUCAAUCACCAAGAAUCCAGACAUAACUCGGAACCACGUGACCGUGGCAAACAGAAAAAUACCCGAAUCGACUACUACAACUGCAUCGCCUACCACAACGGCGACAACUCCUGCAUUUACUAGAGCUCCUACGAAGGUAACAGCUCCUGUGUCCACCAGAACUUUAAUCAAGGUCACAUCUCAGGCAUCGACCAGAGCUUCAACCAGAGUUACAACUCCAAGACCUACCAGUGCCUUCUCUUCCACAAAGACCACGACGUCAACGCGGUCACCUAAAACUACCGUGCCACUGCCGUCCAUCGAGGAACAGCUUCAUCAGUGUCGAUCAGAACUGCAGGCAGCGCUGCUCAAGCUGAGCCACAGUGGCCGUUCCAAAUGUGACUUAAGGUUUGGCCACAUUUUUCGCACCUAUAUAAACAGAAUCAUCUUGAGUUUUGGGGACAUCAGUUUGGCAGAUACCGUCUGGAAGAACGUUUUGAAGUGCAUCUUCGGUGAAGCAAUGAAGUGUCUAAUUGUGUUAUCGCUGUUGGCAGUGGGUUGUGCCCUGGCCCAAAACUACAACGAUGGACAGUACUACCCGGAGGUGUACGCUGCAAAAUUCGACGAUGGAAAGUGGCGUCCGGAUAAUAGUGGGGCAUACCAGGGACGUACUGGUGUAGCAAAAACUUCGUCUGGUGUUGGAGGUGUUGGUUUAUCUGGUGCCGGAGGUUUUGGGUCAUCUGGAGUUGGCGGUUCCGGCUCGUCUAGAGUUGGAAGUUUUGGCUCAUCCGGAGUUAAAGGAUUUGGUUCAUCAGGAGCUGGAGGUGUCGGUUUAUCUGGAGUUGGAGGUUUUGGCUCAUCAGGACUAGGAGGUGUAGGCAGUCGCUUCGCAGGUGCUUCCGUCGGAGGAAGUGGAGUAGCUGCCUCAGGUUCAUCAGGAAACUCUUUUGGAGCUGGCGCUUCGAAUAGUGGUUCAAACAAUGCCUUUUCUGCUGGUGGUGGUCUAUCCAGCAGCAAAAAGUUUAAGACUAGCUCCGACGAGUCUUCGGAUGCCAGUAAGAUUGGCGUCAAAGAAGACACCCGAGAGUUAAACGAAGAUGGUUCAUACUACUACAAGAUAGUAAAUGAUAAUAAUAUUGAAUUUUCGGAAUCAGGACGAGUGGAAAACGUUGGAACAGAUGAUGAAGCUAUGCGCGCUACGGGAUAUUAUGAAUACAUCGGCGACGACGGUGUUCUGUACCGAGUAGACUACGUGGCCGACGAAAAUGGUUUCCAACCAACGGGCUCUCAUUUGCCAACUCCACCACCUAUUCCAAAUGAAAUUUUGCAAUCUUUGCAACAACGAGGACUGAUUCGCAAAUAAGGUUAUGUAUAAAUGGUCUUAGGAAAAUGGAAAAAUCUAAA